Acytostelium subglobosum LB1 is the source of this 2022-nucleotide messenger RNA. RefSeq lists its product as hypothetical. Bases 1 to 2022 code for a protein of 673 amino acids. The record is from RefSeq and is a predicted model, not a curated record. Gene Ontology annotation, biological process: long-chain fatty acid metabolic process. Gene Ontology annotation, cellular component: membrane; endoplasmic reticulum. The transcript has 3 exons. NCBI's taxonomy places the organism in Eukaryota, Evosea, Eumycetozoa, Acytosteliales, Acytosteliaceae. Gene Ontology annotation, molecular function: long-chain fatty acid-CoA ligase activity.
AUGUUAGAUACUUGGUUGGCUGUCGGACUGGUCGUGGUCAGUGGACUGCUGGCUUAUAGAUGGAAACGUCCACAUCCAUUUGGACAGACUAUUGAAAUCGGUGAAGCGGCACCAGGUGAGGGCCGUGCAAGAAGGAAUGCAUCACAUCCAGAGUUGGUCUCACACAUGGAGGAUCAACAAGUUUAUACACUCUACGAUUCAUUGUUGACUGCUUGUAAGAAGUACAGUCACAAGGAAUGCUUUGGACAAAGGAACAUUGGAAAGAAUGGAGAGCUUCAGGAACACUUCGAGUUCAUCACAUACGCAGUGUUCUUGAACAAGUGCGAGACAAUCUUCCAAGCCUUGUGCGAGAUUGGUAUCAAGCCAAAAAUGAAGGUUGGCAUAUUCAGCAGAAACAGAUUGGAAUGGCUGGUUGUGCAAGGUGCCAGCUUUAUGCAAUCAAACAUUAUUGUGUCGUUCUACGAGACGUUGGGCGCAGAGUCUUUGACAUUCGUCAGCAAGCACGCUGAGAUUGAGAUUGCAUUCUGCUCCAAGGAGACGCUGGACAAGACAAGGGAGAUCGCAUUGUCGGUCAAGGGCAUCAAGUGCAUCGUCUGCUUUGACAAUGUCCCCGACGAGACUCGCAAGGAUCUCGAGUCGCAGGGCCUCACAUUCUACACGUUUGACGAGCUGAUGGAGAAGGGCAAGGCUGCCAAUGGCACACACAACCACGUGCCACCCAAGCCCGACGACUUGUCCACCAUCAUGUACACCAGUGGCACCACUGGCGACCCCAAGGGAGUCAUGAUCACACACAGGAACGUCAUCUCGGUCGUCUGCGCCGUCAAGACCCUGGCCGACGUCUAUGACAACGACACUCACUACUCCUACCUGCCCUACGCACACAUCCUCGAGCGUGUAGUCGUCGCCCUAUCCUUCCACUAUGGUGCCCGUGUCGGCAUCUUCUGUGGCGACACCACCAAGAUCCUCACCGAGGUCAAGUCGUUGCGCCCAACGCUGUUCAUUGGUGUGCCACGUGUGUUUGAGCGUAUCAAGGCUGGCGUGUUCAAGGAGGUCGCCAAGCAAUCAUCUACCAAGCAGGCCCUGUUCAACCUGGCCUACAAGCUAAAGCACUCAUGCAUCGUCAACGGCAUCCAGCUGCCCCUGAUCGAGAGCCUGCUCAACAUGGUCGUCUUCAACAAGCUCAAGCAGCAGCUCGGAGGUCAGGUCCGUGUCAUCCUCUCUGGAGGCGCACCUCUCUCACACGACACUGAGGCCUUCCUAAAGGUGGCCUUCUCAUGUGCCAUCGUCCAGGGCUACGGUCUGACCGAGAGCUGUGGAGGCACUGCUGUCAAGCUCCUGCAGGACGAGAGUCUGGGCUCGCUUGGACCACCCUUUGUCUCGUGUGAGAUCAAGCUGGUGGACGUGCCCGAGCUCAACUAUCUCACCAGCUCCAACCCACCCUGCGGUGAGGUGUGUCUGCGCGGCCCAUCCAUCUCGAUUGGUUACUACAAGGACGAGGCCAAGACCAAGCAGGACUUCAAGGACGGCUGGUUCUCUACUGGAGACAUUGGCCGCUGGAACCCAGAUGGCUCGCUCAGCAUCAUCGACAGGAAGAAGAACAUAUUCAAGCUGUCACAGGGCGAGUACAUUGCCGUCGAGAAGAUCGAGAACAUCCUGAACAAGAGUCUGUGGAUUGCUCAGAUCUGCGUGUAUGGUGACUCGGAGAAGGCCUCCAUCAUCGCGCUGAUCCAUCCACACCAGGACAAGGCCGAGGAGUGGGCACGCAGCAAGGGACUGAACAUCAGCUUCAAGGAGAUCUGCGAGAACAAAGAGUUCAACCAGGUCAUCCUGAAGGACAUCACCGACGUUGGCAAGAAGUCCAAGCUGUUUGGCUUUGAGAUUCCAAGGAAGAUCCAUGUCUUCCACGACGCAUUCAGUGACACCAACGACAUGAUGACCCCAUCAUUCAAGCUCAAGAGGCCACAAAUCAAGGAGCACUACAAGGCAAUCAUUGAUGAAUUGUACCGUGAUUUGGAGUAG